AUGUCUGGGCUAGAGCCCCUCGCCGCCUUGGGCUUGGCUUGUAAUGUUUUGCAGGUUGUUGAAGUGGGGCUUCAGACCAUCAACCUCAUCAAGGUUGUGUACCAGGGCGGAUCAAUAGACGAUGCGCUGGAACAAAAUGCUGUCAUUUUAGCAAACAUCUCGCGCGAGGUCAAAAAGUCUAAACAGCCUGCCAAGUGUCCAAAGCAUGAGCAGCAACUAAUCGCUGCGGCGGAGAGAUGUUCUACUGCUGCGCGAGAUUUGACGGAAGAAAUUCAGUUUCUUGUCGGCUCUGCGAAGAAAGGCAGUCUCGCCUCGACUCUCAAGGUCGUGGCCAGGACCAGCUGGCGUAGACGUCGAUUGGAGAGGCUCAAGGAGAACUUGGACAGCGCAGAAAAGUUGAUGAACACGGGGCUUCUGGUACGAAUAUGGUCAAGCGCAAACACGGCUGAACUGGACCUGAAGAAAAUCAAAGAAGACCUCCGUUCAUUCAUUGUGCAAUUUCAGAACGGACAUCGCAACACGAGCGAGCUAGUGUCACGAGAGACUAUAGCAAUCAAGGAGCAUGUGACGUCUGUAUCGGCACAAAAUGCGAAAUCGCUAGAAAUAGCCCGCCAGAGUUUGGACAGCUUGGUUCUUGAUGCGAGUUUCCAUGAAAGUCAAGCAAAGCGAGACCGUCUACUCCAGAGUCUUAAAUAUCCGGGCUUCAAUGAGCGACGAAAUCAAGUGGCCGAGGCAUACAAGAACACCGGAACGUGGAUAUUUGCCGGUGAUGGUGAUGAAAUCGACUCACUUGAGGAUCGUGCCCGCUCCAGUUCGGAGGAUAUAACUUCUGAAACAAGCGAGUCGCAAGAAACCAGGCAUAACGUCCAAGAUUAUGUAUCGGCUAUCAAGUGGGACAGCUUCUCCAACUGGCUUCGUUCGACGGAUACCAUUUACUGGAUCAGUGGGAAGCCCGGGGCAGGCAAGACUACACUCGUCAAAUUCAUCAUCAACCACCCAGAUACACAGACCUUUUUGAAAGUCUGGCAACCGAGCCCUUUGAUAGUAUCUCAUUUUCUUUGGAGACCUGGUACUGAGUUACAGCGGAGUAUCAAGGGCCUGCUCUGCUCCCUGGUCCAACAGCUGCUGGAAAACAGUACCACUGUCCUUGAUUCAAUUCUUCAAUGCGUUCCUCGAGUGAACAUGAAGGAUACAGACACGGACUGGUCUGCCGAAGAACUCCGAUUACUAUGUCUUCGGGUCCUCUCCACGUACGACCGACCAAUUUGUCUGUUUCUAGAUGGACUCGACGAGGUUGAUUCUCGAGAUGGUGUUGUUCGGCUGCUGAAUUUGGUUGACGAAGUGGCAGAAAGCGCAAACAUCAAGAUAUGCUUGUCCAGCAGACCCGAACCGCUGCUACAGAGGCGUCUGUCGAUAUACCCCUCGCUCCGAUUACAGGACUUGAACAUGGGUGACCUAGAGUUGUAUGCUCGAGAUCGUGUCAUACUUCCCGAUGGAUACGUGGCCGACCGAGGCAGAGAUGAUCUCAUCCACUCUUUAGUCAAUAAAGCGGAAGGCGUUUUCCUAUGGCUCGUUCUGGCAGUAAGCAGCAUCAACAGGGGUGCGGAAUACGGUGAUACCAUUGACCUUGUUGAUGAGAGAAUCCGCCAGUUGCCUGGAGAUCUGAUCGAAUUGUACAAAGAUAUGUGGAACAGAGCCUGCAAGGAUGAUCCACUACAAUAUCGACAGACUGCGGCGCUAUAUUUCAAGCUCCUAUUGAUACACCGUGAGGAAGACUCUGCUUUUGAACGAUCUUUCUUUGGCUGGGACCUAUUUACCUUUACACUGGCUUCAACCUCGACUGCGGAUGAAAUCCUUCAGCACGGCAAUAGAGCCCCUGAUCUUAUCUCAGAAGCUACCAUACUGCAAAGAUGUCAAGAAGUGGAGAGGAAGAUAGGUAUCUACUGUUUCGGGCUCAUAGAACUUGGCCCGGGACAGGACUAUCUUGGAGAUGAGGACACCACGGUCGUCGGUCACUAUGGCGACGCUUUUGAUAAACUCCUGCCUCUAACAGGCGGCAAAAGAGUCCUGCGGUUCAUGCAUCGAACCGCGCACGACUUUCUUUUGGAUACAGCGGAUGGUAGAGCGAUACUCGAGUUCGACACCUCGUCGAAGAUAUCACUUGAGAUCCGAAUCGUCCAGGCUUAUUUGGCAGGAAGCCAAUUGUUCUUACAUGCGGACUACUACGUUUUGGACAGUGCAAGCUUCGCUACCACGCCUCUAUACCUUAUGAGAUAUUUGCGUCGCGUCUAUCAAGGUACGGAUAGUUGUAUGGUUCUCGACUGGCAGCAAUUGAUCCGUCGUUGUGAGAGCCUGUGCAACGACGGCAAACUAUUCGUCGGGUCCAGAAACCAAGCACGUCUGUGCAAAGGCGAGGACUUCUUGAAGGUGGCGGCUAGUAUUUGCAGCGACGAAUAUGUCCUACACGCCAUCAAGCACGGGGCCUUGAGUCAACAAGCUAAAUCAGAAAUCCUCCUGAACGCAUGCAAUGCGUAUGCGAGUAGAAGAACCUACCUAAGGCCACAAGAUUUGAAUGUCGACGAAUCAAUUAGAGUGUUACUGAGAGAAGGUGCAGACCCUAAGUACAAGGGGUUCAAAUUCUCGCCAGACUUGUGGUUGUGGCCGUUCGCACAGCUCGACACACCGUUCACAGACUACUUGGCAUGCAGACAGAUUCACCGGAAAAAUCAUGGCUUGAAACUGGAGAGCCUAGUGGUCAUGUUAGAGACACUGCGUAUCUUCAUUGAUCGAGAGGCGAAUCUUGACGAAAUGGUCACCGUUGUGUUCUUACUAGGUACCUGGUUCGAUCCUUGCCGUGAAGACUCUCUCCCGGGACUGCAUCUUUUCCAAGUAUUCGAAUUGACGCGGAUCAAUCCUGACUUCACCUUCCAUACCAUGGAAGAUAGCAUUCUUUUUGUUUCAUUCCCAGCUCAUGCUGUUCUGGACGCCUUCCUGAACAUGAUACGUCUAGGGAACCCACCGCCAGCCGAAGAGACGAAGUUGAAUGGUCUACUAUUAUCCCUUGAAACCAGGUGUAAAAACUGGUGCAGUAGCGAGCGCUCUCGUUUCAUUGGCAGAGUGGGUCGUGCUGCGGCUUCAUUAGAGGAAGGCGGAUGGUUUGAGACAACAGAAGAUCAACAGGAACGGAUCACAAAGCUCGUCAUCAGCCAGGCCCUCAAAUCAGCGUGGGCCAUAGCCAAAAGCUCCACCAUUGUAAUGACUGCGUCCGAUGACGAAGACGAUGUGAACAAUCUCUUUGCGGCUGGAGAUUCAAAGAGAACGAGGCCGAAAGUUCCAAGAAUGAAGUGGCUCAACAAGACGAGCAUUAUUAUCACUUCCAACAAAGGCAAGAAGCCCCAUGGGAGCGAAAGCGCCUGCAUCCUCCAAGAUGCUAGUGAUGGGGCCUAUUUCCUCGAUGAGGCCGGUGACAAGUCCUCCUACGACUUAUCGCAUCUCGAAUGA
Pestalotiopsis fici W106-1 is the source of this 3501-nucleotide messenger RNA. RefSeq lists its product as uncharacterized. NCBI's taxonomy places the organism in Eukaryota, Fungi, Ascomycota, Sordariomycetes, Amphisphaeriales, Sporocadaceae. The coding region runs from base 1 to 3501 and encodes 1166 amino acids. The record is from RefSeq and is a predicted model, not a curated record. The transcript is spliced from 5 exons.